GUGACAUCACUUGUCCGGCCCUGCACUAUAAACUGUCUACAGCUACUGCCGACGUGGCGGGUGGGAGGAAGUAGAAGGCGAUAGCAGCAUCUCUGUGCUUUGACAUAAAUCAGAAUGUCUGAUACUGCAGACAAUGGCUCUACUGGACCAGCUUUCCCUGAUGUCGAAGCUUUAACAAUGGAGACAAAAGUGGGCAGUGUGGAAUUGGGUGAUGUCUCUGCAAAUCUGACUGAAGUAGCUGCAGCGAUGAAUGAAACUUCAGACAAUGUGCAUAAGGAUGUUUCAUUUAGUGGUGGCAACAAUAGUGUAUACACCAAGGACAGACUCCAGACUGAACCCAAAGACCUCAUUCAGCAAGGAAUGCCAGUGGAAGAUGCAGCUGCAAAUGCAGUUCCUGCCACUGAAGACCUACUUGGCAGUACAAUGGCUGAGUGUAGCGAAUCUGUAAAUCUUGAACCAGAGCAUACAGCUGAAGCAACACCAGAUGGGGAUGAUAAUCAGGAUACUUCCUCCUCAGCCAAAGGUGGUAGUUGGGGGACAUGGGGGUCCUGGGGGAAGUCAUUGCUUUCAACAGCAACUGCAACUGUUGGACAUGGGUUAACAGCAGUAAAAGAAAAAGCAGGAGCCACACUAAGAAUGCGCAGCUCCCAUUCAGCAUCUGAAGAGAGUGCAGAGCCCAGCACGGAUGAAAAUAAUUUACAAGGUGAAACAGAGGAGAACCAGACUGCCUUGGAGUCUCCUGCAAUUUCUCCUACCUCAGUCCCUCGUGGAAUGUUUUCUACCAUUACAAAUGUUGUACAGAACACUGGAAAAAGUGUGCUGACUGGAGGGCUUGAUGCUCUAGAGUUUAUUGGCAAGAAAACCAUGAACGUUCUUGCAGAGAGUGACCCAGGAUUCAAAAGGACAAAGACGUUGAUGCAGCGAACUGUGUCUUUAUCUCAGAUGUUAAGAGAAGCAAAAGAGAAAGAAAAACAGAGACGAGGUCAACAGGUUAUAGCUGAGAGAACAGCCCAUUAUGGAAUGCUUUUUGAUGAGUUUCAAGGUCUGGCACAUCUAGAAGCAUUGGAGAUUCUGUCCAAUGAGAGUGAAACAAAGGUUCAAGCGGCUUUGCUGUCGCUAGUGGGAGAAGAGCUAGAAGUUUUAAAAAAUGAACUGAUUGCCAUCAAAGAUAUAUUCCUACAGAAAGAGUUUGAUAAAGAAGACGAAGAGAAAGGAGAAUUAGAACAAGAAAGCAAUGUCGUAAUGAACACUGACCCUUCUUCUGGAGCCUCAAGCCCUACACUGGAAAAUCCACAGUCUACACUUUCUGUUACUGAAGAAAAUGCCCAAGGGUUUGUCAGCAUGCUGACUGAAUUACUGUUUGAGCUGCAUGUUGCUGCCACUCCUGACAAACUUAACAAGGCCAGAAAACGAGCCCAUGACUGGGUGAGAGAAGCAACUGCAAAGGCAUCUGCAGAUGUUGCAGAAACUGAUGUUGAAGAAUUGGAUAAGGAUAAAGGAAAUCCAGAAUCAGUAAGCACGGAAAGUAAAUCUGAAAAAGAAAGCGAUAGUAAACUGGGAAAAACAGUGGAGGACAUUUACAUGGCUUCCAUUGAAAGCUUGGCAGAGGUGACUGCACGUUGUAUCGAACAGCUUCACAAAGUAGCAGAACUGAUUCUUCAUGGACAGGAUGUGGAAAAAACAGCCAAAGACCAAGCUGUUGUGCUGACAAGACUGACUGCUGCCAUGUGCAAAGAAGUGUCAUUGCUGUCUAUGAGCUUUGUGGACUGCUUAACUGCAGCUGGGAGCAAGAAAAAGGCUGAGGUUUUAAACCCACUCACUAACAGUGUCUUACUAGAGGGUUCCAACAGUAAUACUUACAUCCAAGAUGCCUUCCAGCUACUGCUUCCAGUGCUGCAGAUUUCCUACAUCCAGACACAGCAUUCCAAAAGUGAGAGCUGAAAUUCAUGUUUUCAACCAAGUUGUCACAUUUCUAUCUGCACAAAAGGAGGACAUGUUUUGCAAAGAUAAAGGCAUUUUAUUACCAAAAGAUUUACUUGUUUUUAGAUUACAUUUGCAAUUUUGCAACAGUAGAUAAAUACACAUAAAAACUCAGUUUUAACAUUUUUAUCAAAGGAGUACCAGGAGUUAAUCCAUAACUUAUUUCAUUAUAUGAGAUAUUGUGGAAUCUUCUCUUGGGUAUGAAAUUCAAAUUUGUAUCGUAAUGGCAUACUACAGUUAGGAAGAGGUACAAAAGUGUGCAGUGUUCCAAUUUGUUCUUAAAGAAAUUAUACCUGAUUAAUGGUAAAUAUGAGCAAAUAAAAAAACAUAAAUAAC
This is a messenger RNA of Protopterus annectens (West African lungfish), 2316 nucleotides long. It is a transcript of the gene FAM114A1, whose product is annotated as family with sequence similarity 114 member A1. The record is from RefSeq and is a predicted model, not a curated record. The transcript has 14 exons. NCBI's taxonomy places the organism in Eukaryota, Metazoa, Chordata, Ceratodontiformes, Protopteridae. Bases 115 to 1941 code for a protein of 608 amino acids.